AUGUGGGAUAAGAGGCUGGUCAGAUUGGCCUUGUUGCAGCAGCUUCGGGCUGUUUACGGCAUUAAGGUCAAGGGUGGACGUGGGCAGUGUGACCGCAGGAGACAAGAAACAGCAGCCACGGAAGUAGGGGGGAAAAUAUUUGGAGUACCUUUUAAUGCAUUGCCCCAUUCCGUUGUACCAGAAUAUGGACACAUUCCAAGCUUUCUUGUUGAUGCCUGCACAUCUUUACAAGAGCAUAUUCAGACAGAAGGACUUUUUAGGAAAUCAGGAUCUGUUAUUCGUCUCAAGGCACUAAAGAAUAAACUGGAUCAUGGUGAAGGUUGCCUGUCUUCUGCACUUCCUUGUGACAUUGCAGGACUUCUUAAGCAGUUCUUUAGGGAAUUGCCAGAGCCAAUUCUCCCUGUUGAUUUGCAUGAAGCGCUUUUCAAAGCUCAACAGUUAGGAACAGAGGAGAAGAAUAAAGCUACACUGUUGCUCUCCUGUCUUAUGGCUGAUCAUACAAUUGAUAUAUUAAGAUACUUCUUUAACUUUCUCAGGAAUGUUUCUCUAAGAUCCAGGGAGAAUAAGAUGGAUAGUAGCAAUCUGGCAGUAAUAUUUGCACCAAAUCUUCUCCAGACAAGUGAAGGACAUGAAAAGAUGUCUGCUAACACAGAAAAAAGACUGAGAUUGCAGGCUGCAGUAGUACAAACCCUUAUUGAUUAUGCAUCAGAUAUUGGGCGUGUACCAGGUUUUAUCCUGGAAAAGAUACCAGCUAUGUUGGGCAUUGAUGGUCUCUGUGCUACUCCAUCACUGGAAGGCUUUGAAGAGGGUGAAUAUGAAACUCCUGGUGAAUAUAAGAAAAGGCGAAGACAAAGUGUUGGAAAUUUUGUUAAUGGAGCACUGAAUAAAUUGAAAUCUAACAGAACACCCUGUAUUACACCUCAGCAGGAUAGAACUGCUCAACUGUCUGUAUCACCAGUGAUUCUUACACCAAAUGCUAAGCGUAAACUGCCAGUAGAUUCUUCUCAUGGUUUCUCAAGUAAGAAAAGGAAGUCCAUCAAACACAAUUUUAACUUUGAUCUGUUGCCAAAUAAUCUCUUCAAUGGCAGUUCCACACCAGUACCAGUUCACUUUGAUGCAAGCCCAGAAGUGUCAUCUCAGAGUUCACUCUCUCCCAUAGCCAUCAGUGGAAACCAUUUGACCAGCACAGAUGUGCUAAGGCGAAGUAAAAGGAUUGCAGGCAAAAAAGUCUGCAGGGUGGAAUCAGGAAAAGCAGGCUGCUUCUCUCCUAAAAUCAGCCGUAAAGAAAAGGUUAGAAGAUCUCUCCGUUUGAAAUUUAGUCUGGGGAAAAAUAGCAGAGAUGGAAAUGGAUGUUCUGGUGUCAAUAGAUAUGAAAAUGUUGGUCGGAGACUUGCAAAUCAACAAAAUUUAGAAAAUAGGAUUGAAUCUGUAAAAACAGGCCUACUUUUUAGCCCAGAUAUAGAUGAAAGAUUACCAAAGAAAGGUUCAAAAAAGAUCAGUAAGUCUGAGGAAAACUUAUUAACUCCUGAGCGACUAAAUGAAACAAGUUACCGGAUGUCUUGGACAGGACCUAGUAAUUCAAGUUUUCAAGAAAUGGAUGCAAAUGAAGCUUCUCCAAUAAUGGGAAAUCUUGAGGUGGGAAACUUUUCUUUGGAACCUGAUAUAACUGUUGAGAAGUCACCUGCUACAUCAUGUGAACUUAGCCCUUCCACUUUACACAGCAAGCCUAACAGCAGUGUAAUCGGAAGYUCCCUUAGUGGGGAUGAAAAUAACUUGACCUCAGAGACUCUGGUGAAGAUUCAGAAAGCAUUUUCUGAGUCUGGAAGUAAUCUUCAUGAAUUGAUAAAUCAUAGGCAGUCAUCAGUUACUAAUGAGGGGAAAGAAAAAUUAAGUGAAACAUCUGAUAUACAGUAUAGUCCAAAGAAAAAUCUAUUUAAAACUAAUGAUUUGACUGUGAGAGAAUCAGUAGAAAAGUAUGAAAACCACACUGGUAAAGACGAAAAUUGUUUUUCAGAAAUAGACCUCUCACCAUAUCAAACUCAAAAAUUUGGUAGGGAAGCAUCUGUAAAAUGUUACUCAACAGAGAUAAAGGUAGAACAUGAAAAAGACAUUCAUUCAAAAGAUUACUUAAAUGAGCAAAAAUUCCCCAAUGAUGAACAAAUUAAGAAGCAGUGUUUCCCACAAAAUAAACUAAAUACUAAAUCAAAGGAGAAUGAGAACAUGAUCAAAGAGAGCUUAGUGAAAUGUACAGCUUCUAGGGAAGAAGAGGAUAAGUCCUCUUUCUCACCGCAGAGUACUUGUCAUAUAACAGCCCUUUCUAAACCCAGGCCUAUGAGAAUUGCUAAACAACGAUCACUUGUAGAAAAAUGUGAUAAAACGGUUUCUGAAAGUUUACAAAUGACAGAGCAUGGAAAAGUUUCAGAUCACAUACARUGGUUUAAUAAACUUUCUUUAAAUGAACCAAGUAAAAUAAAAGUGAAGUCACCUCUUAAGUUUCAGCGCACUCCAGUCCGUCAGUCUGUCAGAAGAAUUAAUUCUUUGUUGGAAUAUAACAGACAACCUAAACAGCAGAAGUUGGCAAGUCUUGGUGAUGUUGCUUCUCCCCUGGUUAAAUCAGUGAGCUGUGACAGUGCUCUUCCCUCUUGUACAGAAAGUACGUCAAAAGAUUCCUCUAUUUCACAUAUGAAGUCAGUUCCUAAAGAUCAGAGGUCUACAUCGCAUGAACAGUCUGUCAUUGGUGAAAUUUCAAAAUCAAGCGUGGAGUUAACCUCUACAUCUUCCUUAAAGAAGAAGAGGCACCCAGGUUCUGUGAAUGCUUCUCUUGGGUCUACUAGAGUUUGCAAGCAGGAGGUGAUAUCGGAUGGCCAAAUUAAGGUUCCCUUUGAUGACCUGACUAAUCAUAAUAUAUUAAAAUCUGUUGUAAAUAACAAUGUGGGUUUUUCUCCUGAGAUAAAAAAUAAGGUCCUUAGGAAACAAUCAGAAARAGAAAGGGUCUGGUACAAAGGUUCUCCAAAAAAUCCUAUUGGAAAGACUCAACUACUACCAACAAGUAAACCUGUAGAUUUGUAAUAGGCAAAUGUUAUACUUGACAUUAAUGUAAAUAAAAUUAGCAAUUGAUUAUGUGACUUGUAGGAUAAUCCACAUAUUAGUUUGUAUUGUUAAGCAGUAGGUUUUCUCAAACAUUUUAAUUUCACAGCAUAACAACUUGGAUUUUUAUACUUGUACAUGUGACUACUAUGUUUUUCUUAAUUGUAGCAGUAUUUAAACUUUAAUUUUGUUGUGAUCUCUU
This is a messenger RNA of Urocitellus parryii (Arctic ground squirrel), 3289 nucleotides long. It is a transcript of the gene Arhgap11a, whose product is annotated as Rho GTPase activating protein 11A. NCBI's taxonomy places the organism in Eukaryota, Metazoa, Chordata, Mammalia, Rodentia, Sciuridae. The record is from RefSeq and is a predicted model, not a curated record. Gene Ontology annotation, molecular function: GTPase activator activity. Gene Ontology annotation, biological process: signal transduction.